AGAAAAAUCAAAACUUUCACCUGAUGAAGUGCCAUUGUGUAAUUUCUAUGAACAAUUGGAAAAUGAUAAUGAAAAACAAAAAUUAUUAAUACCAGAUGGUGUAUAUACACUUGAGGAGCUACGAGAAUAUGGCAAAGAACACGAAUAUUGCCCUUAUUAUUUGGCAAGGAGAACGAUUCCUUUUGCAAAUGCAGUAAUAUAUAGUUACCAUUAUCUACUAGAUCCGAAAGUUGCCGAGUUAGUCUCUAAGGAGUUAUCUAAAGAUUGUAUUGUUGUGUUUGAUGAGGCACACAAUAUAGAUAAUGUUUGUAUUGAAUCACUCAGCAUUGAUAUUACCAAGUCAAAUUUGGAUGCAAGCGCGAAAAGUAUAGCAAAUCUUAGGGACAGAAUUGAAGAUAUCAAAAAAAGAGAUAGUCAGAAAUUACUUGAUGAAUAUAAUAAACUUGUUGAAGGAUUAAUAAUGGCUGGCCAAGAACAAGAUGAAGAUGUGUAUAUGUCGAAUCCUAUUUUGCCUGAAGAUUUGUCUCACGAGGCUGUGCCUGGUAAUAUUCGGCAAGCUGAGCAUUUCGUAGCUUUCUUGCGUCGCUUUAUUGAAUAUCUUAAAACUAGAAUGCGAGCUCAACAGGUGGUCGCUGAGACGCCAAUGUCGUUCCUCCAAAACUGCAGAGAAGUAACAUUGAUUGAACGUCAGCCUUUGAGGUUUUGUAGCCAAAGGCUAACUUCAUUAGUUCGAACAUUAGAGUUGUCAGAUCUCAAUGAUUAUUAUGCGUUACAUAAAGUCGCAGCUUUUGCAACCCUUGUGGCAACUUACGAAACAGGCUUCAUGUUAAUUUUAGAACCUUUUGAAAAUGACACCAUUCCAAAUCCAAUUUUUCAUCAUGCGUGCCUCGAUGCAUCAAUAGCUAUUAAGCCUGUAUUUAAGAGAUUCAAAACCGUCGUUAUAACAUCUGGAACAUUAUCUCCACUUGACAUGUAUCCAAAGAUAUUAAACUUUCAGGCAGCUGUGCAAGAAAGUUAUUCAAUGACUUUAACGAGGAAUUGUUUCCUGCCAUUGGUAAUAACUAGAGGUAGUGAUCAAGUCGCUAUUAGUUCUAAAUUUGAAGUUCGUAAUGAUCCAGCUGUAGUACGAAAUUUCGGGCAAAUUCUCGUUGAAUUUUCCAAAAUUGUUCCCGACGGAAUUGUUGCAUUCUUCCCGAGCUAUUUAUACAUGGAAUCAAUAGUGGCUAUGUGGAACGAUAUGGGUAUAUUAAAUCAAGCAUGGAAGCAUAAGUUAAUAUUUGUUGAAACACCAGAUGCUGCAGAAACUAGUUUGGCUUUAGAGAAUUACAGAAAGGCAUGUGACAACGGACGCGGUGCCAUCUUACUAUCAGUUGCUCGUGGGAAGGUUUCGGAAGGCAUUGAUUUUGAUCAUAAUUAUGGACGUGCUGUAAUUAUGUUUGGUGUACCAUAUCAAUAUACAGAGAGUCGGAUUCUGAAAGCACGCCUUGAGUUUUUGAGGGAAAAUUACAGAAUACGCGAAAGUGAUUUUUUAACAUUUGACGCAAUGCGUCAUGCAGCUCAAUGCGUUGGGAGAGUUUUAAGAGGAAAAACUGAUUAUGGUCUAAUGAUAUUUGCCGAUAAGAGAUUCGCAAGGGCAGACAAACGUAAUAAAUUACCUAGGUGGUUGAACCAAUUUAUCACGGAUGCUUGUACAAACUUAUCGACGGAUAUGGCAUUGGUAACAGCAAAAAAAUUUUUGAGAACGAUGGCUCAGCCGUUUGAACGUGAUCAAUUGGGUGUAUGGUCUGUCGAAGAU
Messenger RNA from Racocetra persica, 1795 nucleotides. The record is from the annotation of a GenBank genome assembly. Lineage: Eukaryota; Fungi; Glomeromycota; Glomeromycetes; Diversisporales; Gigasporaceae.